This is a messenger RNA of Tinamus guttatus (white-throated tinamou), 405 nucleotides long. The record is from RefSeq and is a predicted model, not a curated record. Lineage: Eukaryota; Metazoa; Chordata; Aves; Tinamiformes; Tinamidae.
AUGGACAGGCUGCUCCUGCUAAGGAGGCUGCUCUGGUGUGUGACCAGCAUCCUCAUGCUCUCUGGCACAGGACACACAGCUGAAGAGGUGCUAACACCUGGGAACAUUCAUGCAGCCAGGGACAACAAUUUGACCUUGCACUGCUACCUGGCACUGUUCAAUGCUAUAGUCUCCUUGGUGAGCUGGAACCGCUGCAACAGGGUUGACCUGGUGGUCUACCUGAACAAAAGCAUGGCCAGCAUCUCCCCAGCAUUCAUGGAAAAGAUCUCUCUGGCAGCAGAUUAUGGGAUAACGCUCCACUUGCUAGGACUCAAUGACACUGGUGAUUACUGCUGUAAAUUCCACACCUUCCCUUUUGGGGUAUAUGAAGGCAGGAUGUUCCUGGAAGGGACAGGUGCCUAUUGA